Molecule: messenger RNA, 1102 nt
Organism: Vigna unguiculata (cowpea)
Lineage: Eukaryota; Viridiplantae; Streptophyta; Magnoliopsida; Fabales; Fabaceae
Gene: MBD7
Product: methyl-CPG-binding domain 7
Molecular function (GO): DNA binding
Source: RefSeq, a predicted model, not a curated record
CUGCUGUUGCCAUUAGCAAAGCUCACACACUACGCUUCUAUGGCGUGGGAACCCCCUCGGUUAGUGCUAAACCCAUACCAGGAUCAGACCACGCAAGACAUUGUCAACACCGUUCAAACCCCUCAGCGAACUCGCAAACCCACGCUCUCACCGGAAUUGCAGAUUAGUUCCGCACAGUUCAAUCUUCCUGAAGGUUGGAUUGUAGAAGAAAGACCCCGUCGCUCUAACCCUACGCAUGUUGAUAGGUAUUACUAUGAGCCACAUACCAGAAAGCAGUUUCGUUCUUUGUGUGCUGUUCAGAGAUAUCUAGCAGGAGAAGAAGUUACUCCUAGAAGAAUGAAAUCAAAGAAGAAGCUUAUUGAGUCUGGGGAAGGACAAUCUAGUUCCAUGAGAGCUGUUUCUAAUUUCUUAUUAGAAGAAAAUCCAAGUCCAACAACAUCCAAGUCCCCAAUGAAUUCAGGAUCUGGAGAGAAAAGAGUUCGUAGUACAAGAUAUGAAGGAAGAUAUGAAGAAGAAUCUGUCUACAGACCCACUUCAGUGGCAAAAGAAGAGAUAAUCAAUCCAAUGUCAUGGAAAUACUCAGUUCCAGCUAGGAAGAAAUCUGUGAAGCUGGAUUAUCAGAAUAAAACCAUAUCAGAGAGCAGUGGAACUUCUUCAGCGCAUAACCUAACUACACCACCACCAGCAAAAAUUAGCUGGGUUUUGUCUGGCCCCACAGGAACCUGGAACCCUAGGGUUGGUGGUUCUCCUGUGCCACAAUCCGAAAAGCUCAACUGGUCCGAAGCAUUUAUACAAUCCCUUGGUCGUGAUGAUGGACCUAGCAACUGAGGGUUCACAGUGGAGAUAUCAAUGAGAAUAUGCUGACACCGUGGAGUCAGAAAAUGAGAUUAUCUGCGGAACCUUAUCUUAAACUAUACGCAGACAUUGUUCUAUUUCACUGAUGUAGUUUGUACCAUGCUGUUGUUACAUUAGCUACUUCUAAACUGUGUAAUGUUGUUGUUAUUGCAUCUUUAUUUCUCUUCAAUCUUGAACUGUAUAGUAACUUGUCUAUCCUAUAUGCAUAUGUUGGUAUUAAAAACUUGAAGAGAUCACAUUUCUUUCU